GUUUUGCAAACCUUGAAUUUAGCUAAUAAUAGAAUUCUACAUUUGCCUGUUACAUUAUUUAAAUCUCAAAAAUAUUUACGAAUGUUAAAUUUGAGUGGAAAUAUGCUCGAGAAUAUAAAUUUUGAAAUUAGACAUAUGACAAAUCUUAGAUAUAUAGAUAUAUCUGACAAUAGAUUUUCUCUCUUAGACGUUUCAUUUACUACUCAACUCGAUGAUUUGACAAACCACGUGCGUCACUUGACAGUUGAUAUUUCUGGAAAUCCUAUUAAAUGUUCGUGCGACUCAAUUGUAUUUAUUGAAUGGCUAACAACUACAAAGGUUCAUCUACAUAACAUGUUUCAACAAGAAUGUUCUUCAAUGAAAAUGUAUCUCAAUAACUCAAUAAACAAUUUAUGACAACUUGAAAAAGAAAUGUUCAUCAUAUGUGACAACCCUUGUUGUCGUGGUAUCUUGGAUGCUUAUCUUUGUAAUAAUUAUAAUUGGAGGUCUUCUUUAUCGUUACAGAUGGACAAUUCGUUAUUUAUAUUAUAUUGUCAAAAGUAAACAUCUAGGAUACGUCAAACCUCUACAAGUGGACACACAUUUCUUGUAUGAUGCGUUUAUCUCCUAUGCGGACGAAGACGAAACAUUUGUACACUGGACUUUACUUAAACACAUAGAACAGGAAGGAAAUAUUCGUUGUUGCGUGCAUAAACGUGAUUUUGUGCCUGGAAACGACAUCGCAACUAAUAUUACUUCCGCUAUCCAUAACAGUCGUAAAACGGUCGUGAUAAUGUCUCAUAGCUUUCUUGCUUCUGACUGGUGUAUGUUUGAAUUCAAUAUGGCAAAAAUGGAGAGCAUCUACUCGCGAAGUAAUGAGAACAUUAUCUUUAUUGUCUUCAUAGAACAAUUGUCGUCGAAGGAUCUUCCUUUAAACGUUUUAGAACUUGUCCAAUCCAAAUCCUACAUAGAAUAUCCCAACGACAAAUAUGGUGAUGUCGUAUUCUGGGAGAAGGUCAAAGAAACAUUAUCGAUGUAGAUAGAUCAGACAUUGGUAAAACUUUAUUAGUUAUUUCACGUUAUGCACUUCAGUUUGGUGAUACAUAUAACAUUCAGGACUAAGUACACUUUGACUUUU
This is a messenger RNA of Mytilus trossulus (common blue mussel), 1117 nucleotides long. Its product is annotated as toll-like receptor 4. Gene Ontology annotation, biological process: toll-like receptor signaling pathway; inflammatory response; immune response. The coding region runs from base 455 to 1018 and encodes 187 amino acids. The record is from RefSeq and is a predicted model, not a curated record. Gene Ontology annotation, cellular component: plasma membrane. Gene Ontology annotation, molecular function: transmembrane signaling receptor activity. The transcript has a single exon. Lineage: Eukaryota; Metazoa; Mollusca; Bivalvia; Mytilida; Mytilidae.